CGUAAACCGCGCCUCCUCGGAGUAGAUUGAGAACAGGGUCAAAAGGCCGGCUGGUCCCUCUCUCCAAUUCAGUGGCGCGUGCAGCCCUCUCAACGCCAACCAGACAACAACGACGCACAUUAAGCCGCCGUUGCCAUGAGGAAGCGGCCAUUAAAGGCACGACCCGGCGCGCGCUCUCCCCACAGACUCCUCCGUUUCCACCACCAGAGGCCGGCGCCGGUCGAACCAUGACGGUGCUCCUCCCCAUCCCGCCGCUGGUCCCCAUCCCGCCGAUCGCGGUGCCGGGAGAGGUCCGGCGGAUGGUGAGGCUGACGUACCUGACCGCCCUCACCACGCUCCUCGGCUACGUCGUCUUCUUCGUCUUCGGCUUCCUCCGGGAUCUCUUCCGCGAGCUCUUCGACUGGUCCAAGUCCGACGACCUCAGGGGUUACGCGCCGAUAUGCCCGCCAUUUGAGGAUUUCUACACCCGCCGAAUCUAUCACCGCAUCCAGGAUUGCUUUGCCCGACCGAUCGCGAGCGCACCGGAUGCCUGGAUCGAUGUGGUGGAGCGGUAUUCCAAUGACAACAACAAGACCCUCCACCGGUCUUCGACCGCAUCCAGAUGCCUCAACCUCGGAUCAUACAACUACCUCGGUUUUGCUGCCGGAGAUGAGUACUGCACGCCUCGCGUGAUCGAGUCUCUCAAGAAAUACGCUCCUACCGCUUGCAGUGCUCGGGCUGACGCAGGAACCACCAGGUUGCACGUCGAGCUCGAGGAGUUGAUAGCACGAUUCGUCGGAAAGCCAGCGGCCAUCACCUUCGGCAUGGGAUACGUGACCAACUCCUCCAUAAUCCCAGUUCUAGUCGGAGAGGGAGGGCUAAUCAUCAGCGACUCGUUCAAUCACAACUCCAUCGUCAGUGGCGCUCGCGCAUCCGGCGCAACGGUGCAUGUUUUCCGGCACAACAGCCCUUCGCACUUGGAAGAGGUGCUGCGGGAGCAGAUCGUCAAGGGUCGUCAACCUGGCACACACAGACCAUGGAGAAAGAUACUUGUCAUCGUCGAGGGCAUAUAUAGCAUGGAAGGGGAGUUCUGCAAGCUGCCUGAGAUAGUAGCCAUCUGCAAGAAAUACAAGGCAUACAUAUAUCUGGAUGAAGCUCAUAGCAUCGGUGCGGUGGGUAAGUCCGGGAGAGGUGUUUGUGAGCUGCUCGGGGUGGAUCCAGCUGACAUCGACAUCAUGAUGGGAACUUUCACCAAGUCAUUUGGAUCCUGCGGAGGCUACAUUGCAGCAUCAGAGGAGAUCAUUCGAUAUCUGAAGCACGCUUGUCCGGCGCAUCUCUACGCGACCUCCAUGUCACCGGCCGCCGUUCAACAGGUUAUAUCCGCGAUCAAGGUUGUUCUCGGAGAAGACGGGUCAAACAGAGGGGCCAAGAAGCUGGCGCAGAUUCGGGAGGGCAGCAACUACUUCCGAUCAGAGCUGAAGAAGAUGGGCUUUGUGGUUCUCGGAGACAACGACUCGCCGGUGAUGGCUAUAAUGCUCUACAAUCUGGCGAAGCUCCCCGCCUUCUCGCGAGCGUGCUUGAGACAGAAUGUUGCGGUGGUGACGGUAGGGUAUCCGGCGACGCCAGUUCUCCUUGCCAGGGCAAGGAUCUGCAUCUCUGCUUCCCACACCAGGGAAGACCUCAACAAAGGCUUGAAGGUCAUCAGCGAAGUUGGUGGUCUGGUGGGUGCGAAGUGCCUCCCCGCAGAACCAGAGAAGGCGAAGAAGAUGGACUGAGGAAAGCCUGCAUUUUUGGUGACAGUACCAUUUUGCAGGAAGAAGAUUUAUGUUCAUACAUCAUCAGAAGUGCAUUCUGUUCCUCACUGAAUUGGAUUCUAUAUAAUUCUUUACAAUGUUAAGUGUACAAUUUGUGUGAAUGAAUCAGCUUACAGAUUCCUUGAAGCACAAACCAAAUGGGAAGCUGUGAGAAUGUUGGGAUGAGCUGUGAGAAAACAGUGAUGCCCCCAAAGUUCACCUGCAAAUAGCUGAGACAACACUAAAAGAUUUCUCCAUUUCAACAUUCCUUCACUUCCAAUCAUUAGUCUUUCUUGUCACACAUUGUGAGAUUUGAGAUUCAUAUGAUUGGAACUACAUACCUUCGAUUUGGAUCCAAGAAUGUCCUGAAAGUUGGUGAGAUGGUGUCUGAUUGCUUCCUCAAGGUUUUAAUUCAAGAAA
Molecule: messenger RNA, 2192 nt
Organism: Musa acuminata subsp. malaccensis (wild Malaysian banana)
Lineage: Eukaryota; Viridiplantae; Streptophyta; Magnoliopsida; Zingiberales; Musaceae
Product: long chain base biosynthesis protein 2d-like
Biological process (GO): ceramide biosynthetic process; sphingosine biosynthetic process
Cellular component (GO): serine palmitoyltransferase complex
Molecular function (GO): serine C-palmitoyltransferase activity; pyridoxal phosphate binding
Source: RefSeq, a predicted model, not a curated record